Molecule: messenger RNA, 1284 nt
Organism: Pocillopora meandrina
Lineage: Eukaryota; Metazoa; Cnidaria; Anthozoa; Scleractinia; Pocilloporidae
Source: the annotation of a GenBank genome assembly
AUGCUCGGAUUCAUAGGAGGAACGCUGAACCCCGACCCAGAGACAGUAGAGAACCACACUAGGCAAAUCGAGUCUCUCAAGAAGGAAAUAGAAGAGAGGGACAAGACGCUGUCAAGGCUAAAGCAAGAUUUCAACGAUUUACAGGCUCAAAACGACGACUUAAAGAUUACCUUGGAGUCUAAGAACCAUGAAAUUGAAGCUCUGAAGGACAAAGUUCAUAAACUAGAAACCGAGAAGAAAAUUUUGGAAAAGAAGCUACAAAAUGUCGAACUCGGAUUUGAGGAUUUAAAAGACCAAAACAAUGAGAAGAAGGAAGAAAUCAAGGAUUUGAAGAACUCAUUGGAGUUGAAGGAUAAAGAAAUAACAGCCGUGAAAAGGGAAGUUGAGGAUUUAAGAGACCAAAACAACGAGAGAGCCAAAGAAAUCGAGGAUUUGAAAGACCGAAACGACAAGAAGAACAAGGAAAUAGAGGAUUUGAAGGUUUCAUUGGAGACGAAGGGUAAAGAAAUAAUUGUCCUAACAAGGGAAGUCAGAGAUUUGAAAGACCAAAACGAGAAGAUAAAGAUUUCCUUGGAAGCAAGGGACAAAGAAAGGGAUGACCUGAAAGAUAAGAUCAGAGAGCUUAAAAAUGAACUGAAAUCUUUCAAGCGUUCGUCGGACGUCUUCCAGAGGGAAUGGCAAGAUGCGAAGAAAGCACUCGAGAAAAGCGAGGAAAACUAUAAUAAACUGAAACUAGACGUGGAGAGACUGUCGAAGAAAAUUCAGAGAAUGACGGAGGAGGACAAACAAAAAGAAGAAGAAUACAAGAAAUGGAAAAAGGAAUUCCAGGAAAAUAUGCAACCAUUGCAGUCUUAUGGAAGAAGCCUGUCUUCGCCUGAUUCUCUUGAUAGCACUUGCAUUCUUCUUGGUCAAAUGUGCUCGCGAGUGCAAGCGAUGAUGUACCAGAAAGUACUUCCAGACGGUUAUGAUGAACAUUGUUCUUACAAAGUGAAAUUCAUCGAAGAAGACAUUUCAUUAAGAGAGGGAGAAGAUCAACAUCAGGCGAGUAAGAGAUGGGAGGAAUUGAAAACGAAACUAAGCUGGAAUAACGCCAAACAUCCCAGAACAAUGAAAGAGAUCCAGAACAAAAGAAAUGAAACGGCUCAUCCCGAGAAGCUAACGAAGGAUAAGCUUCUCAAAUCUGCAAAAGUGAUGCAAGAUGCAAAAAAACUGCGCGGCUGGAUGUCUUUCAAUCAUGUUCAUGAAAUAAUACGUAUAUGGGACCUUCUAGGACAGAUGGAGUAG